AUGUACAAGAAGCUCGUCAGCGUGCUGGCGGUGGCUGGCCUGUGGCUGGAUGGAGCCGUAGCUCGCAGCCGCAUUUCUUGCCGAGACGACCUAAAUGCCUUCAUCACCAAACAGAACCACAUUUCCCUUGAUGGAGUUCUGGCCAAUAUUGGCUCUGAUGGGUCACGGGCCCAGGGUGCCGCGGCUGGCGCUGUCGUGGCCAGCCCAAGCAAGUCGGAUCCAGACUACUGGUAUACUUGGAGCCGGGACUCUGCUUUGACCUUCAAGGUCUUGAUCGAGCUCUUUAUUGGCGGGAACAAGUCUCUGCAGCCCAAGAUUGAGCAGUACAUGACCGCCCAGGCACAUCUACAAGGGGUGAGCAAUCCUUCCGGCGGACCAGACACAGGCGGCUUGGGAGAGCCCAAGUUCCACGUCAAUCUCACAGCCUUUACUGGUCCCUGGGGUAGGCCACAGCGCGAUGGUCCUCCUUUGCGAGCCACUGCUCUCACCAUUUAUGCCAACUGGCUCAUUGCCAACGGGGGCCAGGCUGAGGCUGCAAACACCGUCUGGCCAAUUAUUGCCAAAGACCUGGCAUACACGGUUCAGUAUUGGAACCGAACCGGCUUCGAUUUGUGGGAGGAAAUCAACGGCUCCUCCUUCUUUACUCUUUCCGCCUCAUUUCGUGCUCUGGUCGAGGGCGCUACCCUCGCCAAGGCACUCGGCAAGCAGUGCCCAGAUUGCGAAACCAACGCGCCUAGAAUACUCUGCUUCCUUCAAAGCUUCUGGGCCAGUGGCUAUAUCGACUCCAACAUCAACGUCAACGAUGGUCGAACCGGCAAGGACGUCAACUCCAUCAUCUCGUCCAUUCACACUUUUGAUCCUGCAGCUGCCUGCACGGAUGCCACCUUCCAGCCCUGUUCAUCCAGGGCCCUGGCCAACCACAAGGCAGUUGUCGAUUCCUUUCGUACGAUUUAUGCCGUGAACAAGGGCCGAACGCCUGGCAGGGCAGCUGCUGUAGGCCGCUACUCAGAAGACGUAUACUACAACGGUAACCCUUGGUACUUGGCCACAAUGGCAGCCGCCGAGCAGAUGUACGCUGCGGUCUACCAGUGGCGGAAAAUUGGUUCCAUUACCGUGGACGCCACGUCUCUCCCUUUCUUCAUUGACCUGAUGCCAAAUAUUGCUGCAGGCACCUAUGCUAAGGACUCUGACACCUUUACUUCCAUUAUCAAGGCAGUGACGGCUUAUGGAGAUGACUUUAUCAAUGUUGUGAAGCAAUACACUCCCGCCGACGGCUCCCUGGCCGAACAGUUUGACCGAGAAACGGGGAGCCCCAAGUCUGCUGUUCACUUGACUUGGUCGUACGCAUCAUUCGUCGGAGCUGUCGAACGCAGAUCUGGCGUUGUUCCACCCUCGUGGGGAGAGCCCAACGCCAAUACCGUUCCCAAGAUUUGCGAGGCUCCUCCUAGCUGUGACUCCACCAUGACCUUCAACGUCAAGGUUACCACGGUCCCCGGAGAGAACAUCUAUGUCGUUGGCUCCAUUACCGAGUUGAAAAACUGGUCACCGGCCGAUGCCAUUCCCUUGGAUGCGUCACAAUACACCCCCAGCAACCCGCUUUGGAGCGCAAAGGUCACGAUGCCUGCCGGAACAAACUUUGAGUACAAGUAUAUCAAGAAGACGAGUGAGGGAAGUGUUGUAUGGGAGAGUGACCCCAAUCGUAGCGCGACAUCCUCUACCGGAUGCCGUAGCACGGGGACGCUCAAUGAUGAGUGGAGAUGA
Metarhizium brunneum ARSEF 3297 is the source of this 1761-nucleotide messenger RNA. It is a transcript of the gene glaA, whose product is annotated as Glucoamylase. Gene Ontology annotation, molecular function: glucan 1,4-alpha-glucosidase activity; starch binding. The record is from RefSeq and is a predicted model, not a curated record. Gene Ontology annotation, biological process: polysaccharide catabolic process. Lineage: Eukaryota; Fungi; Ascomycota; Sordariomycetes; Hypocreales; Clavicipitaceae. Gene Ontology annotation, cellular component: fungal-type vacuole.